CUGCAAAACCCGCCUGUGCCUGAUGUGCGCGUCUGCGCUCUUUUCGUCCAUCAGAGGGAGUCAAGUUUCUUUUGCUAAAUGCGCAGCCUCCCUCCCGUUCCUCAACAGACGCGACGAGCCGCCGCCGCCGCCGAGGCGACGAGAGAACUCUUUUUGUUGUUGUUCACUUUCCUUCUGACUGGCUUACCGUGGAACAAUCUCCCGUUGGCUUGCGGAUCGCGGGCCACUGUUUCCGCCUUUAGAAAAGACGCUCGUCGGGAUCUUCACUCCCAAACUGGAUUAAUCCCGAGACGUUAAACGCAGCCUUUUUUUCACCGUGCACGCGCGCGCGUGUGUGUGUUGUAUUAUUAUUAUUUGUAUUUUUUUUUUCCUCCGGGGCUGACGAGCCCUUUAUCCCCGGGCUGUCAUGUUGUGGAAAUUAGCAGACAACGUCAAGUAUGAGGAUGACUGCGAGGAGCGACACGACGGCAGCAGCAAUGGCAACCCGCGGCUACCCCACCUGCCGGCGGUCAGCCAGCACCUGUACAGCCCGCCUCCCUCCCUCUCGCACUCGGCCAGCUCCGACUUCCAGCCGCCUUACUUCCCGCCCCCCUACCAGCCCAUCUCCUACCCGCAGUCCGGGGAUCCUUACUCCCACCUGGGCGACCCCUUCAACAUCAACUCCCUGCACCAGUCGCCGUCGUCCAACCACCACCAGCAGCAGUCGUGGCCGGGGCGCCAGGGCCAGGAGGGGCUGGCGGGGCACGGCAGGAGCGGCCUGGCCGGCCAGAUCCUCGGCUUGGACGGCGGAGGAGGAGGAGGCGGAGGCGGCGGAGGAGGAGGAGGGGGAUCGUCCGGAGUGCGGAGGGAAGGCUUCCGCCGGCCGGAGCUGCUGCCCCAGCACGCCCACGGCAUCGAGGCGGCGGUGAUCGGGGAGAGCAUGGCCAUGCACGACAUGCAGGGCCACGGCAUGGACGACGUGCAGCACGUGGACGACCACGGUAUUAUCAUGGCGGAUCAGACGGUCAUCAAAAAAGUAUUAGGACUGCGAGGGGCCAGGAGCCUUGAUCGCGUACAGAGGACUUGUUAUCAGGGGGGCAUCCUUGCCGGGCCGGUGACUCUCCCGAAAGGCAAUGCUCUGGGCCUCCCCUUCCAGAAGGAGUCCCUGCUGGGCAUGGUGUCCAACCCCACGGAGGUGUUCUGUUCCGUCCCGGGUCGCCUCUCGCUGUUGAGCUCCACCUCCAAGUACAAGGUGACGGUGGCCGAGGUCCAGAGGCGACUCUCGCCGCCCGAGUGCCUGAACGCGUCGCUGUUGGGAGGUGUUUUACGCAGAGCCAAGUCGAAAAACGGCGGACGCUCAUUGCGAGAGAAACUGGACAAAAUUGGGCUCAACUUGCCAGCGGGAAGAAGGAAGGCGGCCAACGUGACUCUACUUACCUCACUGGUGGAAGGUGAAGCUGUUCAUUUAGCCCGUGACUUCGGUUACGUGUGCGAGACAGAGUUCCCCGCCAAGGCCAUCGCUGAGUACCUGGGCAGGCCGCAUGUGGAACGAAACGAGGUUAACUCUCGCAAGAACAUGCUUCUCGCCGCCAAGCAAAUCUGCAAGGAGUUCACCGACCUGCUCACCCAAGACCGCUCCCCGCUGGGCAACUCGCGUCCGGCGCCUAUCCUGGAACCGGGCAUUCAGGGCUGCCUGACCCACUUCAGCCUCAUCAGCCACGGCUUCGGCUCGCCGGCCAUCUGCGCCGCCAUGACCUCGCUGCAGAACUACCUGAACGAGGCCCUCAAACAAGUGGACAAGAUGUACCUGAGCGCCGACGCGCAGGGAGCCUCCGACGGCGGCGGCAAAUCCGCAGACAAAAUGGACAAGCACAGGAAAUGAGACCGCAACCCCUUACCCGGCCCCCUUUUCCCCAUGAACUCCGAGAACACCGGCUGCCCCUUUACAAUAUUGUGCUUUCCUGCAUGGCUGUGGUCAAAAUCGCUCCCAAAUCACAAUUUAAUGCACGAGAUAGUGAGAUGGCCAUUUUCUGUCACUCUCUGAACGUGAGCGGAAGUUAUCCAUCGAGGUGGCCAAAUUCUUCCGAGAGCCACUUAGAGAGAAAUGGAGGGAUGCAAGGGGCAAAAUGUGCCCUAUCGCAUUCAUUUUCCAAAUGGAUCCCAUUGAAUCAAUUUUAAUUGGUGAACAAAAAAAAAAAAAAGCCUGAAAAGAAAUCUCUUAACUCUCUGGGGCACUUGGUCUGUCAUUCCCGCGGGUGCCUGGAGGCGUUCUGUCGCCUCAAGAUCGAAAGUCAGGAUGUUUUGUGGUGUAACUUUGUUGCAGUAGGAAACACAAUGCUAAUUUAAGUGCAGAUGAAAGCCGCAGAUGACAUUGCUCACUCGGUUCAUCGUUUAAAAAAAAAACACCAAAAGAUCAUUC
Hippocampus zosterae (dwarf seahorse) is the source of this 2398-nucleotide messenger RNA. RefSeq names its product transcription factor AP-2 gamma (activating enhancer binding protein 2 gamma) (gene tfap2c). Gene Ontology annotation, biological process: anatomical structure development; regulation of transcription by RNA polymerase II; regulation of cell population proliferation. Gene Ontology annotation, molecular function: RNA polymerase II transcription regulatory region sequence-specific DNA binding; DNA-binding transcription factor activity, RNA polymerase II-specific. The record is from RefSeq and is a predicted model, not a curated record. Bases 407 to 1861 code for a protein of 484 amino acids. The transcript has 8 exons. Gene Ontology annotation, cellular component: nucleus. NCBI's taxonomy places the organism in Eukaryota, Metazoa, Chordata, Actinopteri, Syngnathiformes, Syngnathidae.